AUGAAACGUGCUUCAGAUGAAUCAGAAGCUAUCAUAUCAAAGAAACCUCGUAAAGAUAGCCCAGAAACGGAGAAAACCUUUACUGUCUCACCUAUAGAAGCUUUUCGAGGAAGACUUCCUUUCUAUCGACAACCUGUUGAAGUCGGUUGCUUCUCCCUCGACAAUAAUAGAGGUUUUCACGACGACAAGCGACAGCUGAGAUAUUUUCGUCCUCCGCAUAAUAUAGACUUCGACCUUCGUGCCGGGUACAAAGAUUUUGUUAAAAGAAACGAGGAUGAAAAAGAAGGUUUGGAGCACUUGUUGCAGUGGGUCGACCGUCACAGGAGUAAAUUUGAAAUCAUUCAAAGUCCCACAGCGAAAAGUUUUCCAAGCGGUAAACCUCCUUCGAGGUAA
Orbicella faveolata is the source of this 393-nucleotide messenger RNA. RefSeq names its product decapping and exoribonuclease protein-like. NCBI's taxonomy places the organism in Eukaryota, Metazoa, Cnidaria, Anthozoa, Scleractinia, Merulinidae. Gene Ontology annotation, biological process: NAD-cap decapping; nuclear-transcribed mRNA catabolic process. The record is from RefSeq and is a predicted model, not a curated record. Gene Ontology annotation, cellular component: nucleus; cytosol. Gene Ontology annotation, molecular function: mRNA 5'-diphosphatase activity.